Vanrija pseudolonga is the source of this 1570-nucleotide messenger RNA. RefSeq names its product Protein wos2 (gene wos2). Gene Ontology annotation, molecular function: ATP binding; ATP hydrolysis activity. NCBI's taxonomy places the organism in Eukaryota, Fungi, Basidiomycota, Tremellomycetes, Trichosporonales, Trichosporonaceae. Bases 79 to 1449 code for a protein of 456 amino acids. The transcript has 12 exons. The record is from RefSeq and is a predicted model, not a curated record.
CAACAUUUCUCGACACAUUCAUCUCUUCCGUUCGCAUUCACUGUAUCAACCACAACACACAUCUAAAACAUCGCAAUAAUGGCUACCUUUGUCAAGCCCCUCCACCCCGAGAUCCUCUGGGCCCAGCGCUCCUCGGCCACUGACGCCGAGAAGAACAUCCUCUACGUGACUAUCAACACCCCCGACAUCCAGGGCACUCCUACCCUCGACAUCACCAAGGACCAGAUCUCGUUCGCGGCCAAGACGGGAGACGCCUCGAAGAACAUUCCCGAGAAGGAGUGGGCCUGUGACCUCGACCUUUGGGCUGAGAUCGACCCUACUCACACCAAGAAGGCCCAGACCUCGCGUGCCAUUGUCCUCGUCCUCCGCAAGAAGGAGCUGAACGCCGAGUACUGGACCCGUCUCACCAAGGAGAAGCCCAACCGCAACUGGAUCAAGACUGACUUCGCCAAGUGGGUCGACGAGGACGAGCAGGACGGCGACGCUGCCGACGUUGACCUCGGUGGAAUGGGCGACAUGGGUGGCAUGGGCGGCAUGGAGCAGAUGAUGGGCGGCAUGGGCGGCAUGGGCGGCAUGGGCGGCGGCAUGCCCGGUAUGCCCGGUAUGGGCGGCAUGGGUGGAAUGCCUGGCAUGGGCGGCAUGGGCGGCGGCCCCGGCGGCAUUGACUUUGCCAAGUUGAUGGAGCAGAUGGGCGGUGCUGGCGGCAUGCCCGACUUUGGUGCUGGCGAGGACGACGACGAGGGUGACCUCGACGACGAGGCCCCCGCGGCCAAGAAGGCCGACGAGCCCGAGCACCUCGACCUCAAGGUCGAGCCAGGCGAGGUCGUCAUCAUCAAGGGCGAGAGUGGAUCCGGCAAGACGACAUUCCUCAAGUGUAUCGCCGAGCUCAACGUCUACCAGGAGGGCGAGAUCCGUCUGAACGGCCAGCCGUCAGCAUCGUACGGGAUCCCAAACUUCCGCACGCUGGUGCAGUACAUCCCCCAGCGGCCGUCCAUGCUCCCGGGCACGCCGCAGGACUUUCUGGACCGGUGCCGCGGCUUCGCGGCGCGCAAGGCGCGCGACGCGGCGCUCGAGGCGGCCGGCCGCACCUGGCCGGACCCGUACACGCUUGCUGCCGAGUGGGGCAUCGAGCAGACGUGCUGGACGCGCGGGUGGGGCACGCUCUCGGGCGGCGAGUCGCAGCGUGUCGCGCUCGCUAUUGCCAUUGGGCUCGGCGGCGCCGAGGUCAUCCUGCUUGACGAACCCACGUCCGCGCUCGACGAGGUCACGACCAAGCUGGUCGAGAACACCCUCGUCGGCAUGCUCCCCCAGGCGCCGAUCGGCGCACCCAAGGGCGCGAACAUCCCUCGGCGAGCAACUGGCCCCAAGGCCCUCGUGUGGAUCACCCACUCGCCCGAGCAGGCGGACCGCGUCGGCACACGCAAGGUGGACAUCACGCGCCGUUCAUAGACCCGCGUCGGAGCGCCAUCAGUAGACCUAUUAGGAGUGCCAUCAAUGGUAUGCCGAGUCGGCUCCCCUCUAGUCUAUCAAAGUGAUGCAUGAAACCGAAGCGCGUACAUGAAAUCCCCAA